AUGGCAUCAGAACAUAAGGAUUGUGAUGGAAGAAUUCGAUGUCCUUGUGUGAGAUGUAUAAAUAGUAGGUUUGAAAAAAUAGAUAGGGUUAGAGCACACGUAUUUGAUCGAGGUUUCAUGGAAGGAUAUGAGAAGUGGAUUUAUCACGGCGAGCCUGAGGAUGUUGUCGAUGAUGUAGCAGUUGUCGAUGUUGAAUUAGAGGAUGAAAUGAUUCAUAUUCUAGAAGACUUCUUUCCCCCAACAACAGAGGAUGUACAAGGAGAAGAUGAACAACCAACCACAAACCCUCAUUUUGAUGACUUAUUUGAGGAAAUUGAAGCUGAAUUGUAUCCCGGUUGUGAUUGGAUUUCGUCUCUCAACUUUUUAGCAAAGCUAUUGCAUUUAAAAGUUAGAGGAAAAAUUCCUAAUAACAUCUUUGAAGAAUUGUUGAAGCUUUUAAAGUUUGCAUUUCCGAAGGAAAAUAAUAUUCCAGCAACUUACUACGAGGCAAAAAAGAGAUUGAAGAAAUUAGGCUUGGGUUAUGACUCUAUCCAUGUCUAUUUGUAUAAUUGUUGCCUAUUUUAUAAGGAGAAUGCAUCCAAGGAGGCUUGUCCAGUUUGCGGAACUAGUCGUUGGGUUACUUCCGAGAACGGCAAAGCAAAAAAAGUUCCUUGCAAAGUCAUGCGAUACUUUCCGUUGACACAUCGACUUAAAAGAUUAUAUAGUUCGAGGAUUACAGCGAAGAGCAUGAUAUGGCAUCAUACUGGAAAAUCAAAAGAUGAUGUGGUGUUGCGACACCCGGUCGAUGGUUUAGCUUGGAAAGACUUUGAUGUAAAACAUCCCGAGUUUGCAAGGGACCCAAGAAAUGUUCGACUUGGGUUAGCUGCUGAUGGAUUUAAUCCAUUUGGCAACAUGAGUCUUCCAUACAGCAUGUGGCCAGUGGUGUUGGCUAACUAUAAUCUACCACCUUGGUUAUGUAUCAAAGAUAACUAUUUUUUGCUAUCUACACUAAUUCCUGGUGCAAAAUCUCCUGGCAAAGACAUGGAUAUAUUUUUAAGACCUUUGGUGGAUGAAUUAAAGGAGUUGUGGAAUAAUGGGGUACCAACGAGAGAUAGUUCGACCAACUCGAUGUUCACCAUGUGUGCUGCACUUUUGUGGACAGUGAAUGAUUUUCCUGCUCGUAGUAGCUUGUCUAGGUGGAGUGGUCAAGGUUAUAAAGCUUGCCCUACUUGUAAUGAAGACACGACGUCCAUUCGAGUGAUCGGGAAGACAUCAUAUGUUGGUCAUAGAAGGUUCUUUCCAAGUAACCAUGCAAUGAGAAGGGAUACUCGAUUUGAUGGUAAAGUUGAAAGAAGACCUCCUCCAAGACGAUUUACUUGUGAAGAGAUAUUAUCACAAGUUAAUAAUCUCGAACCCCAAAUUCUCGGACAUCAUGAAAAUUUUGGGGGUGUGAAACGUAGAAGAUUUGCAGAAACUUGUAAUUGGAGGAAAAAAAGUAUUUUCUACGAGUUGGAGUAUUGGAGCACGAAUAUUUUAAAACACAACAUUGAUGUCAUGCAUGUUGAGAAGAAUGUGUGUGAUAGUCUCCUAGGAACCAUCUUGGAUAAUGAUAAAUCAAAGGACACAACCAAUGCGCGACAUGAUUUAAAGAAGAUGGGUAUUAGGGAAUCGUUGUGGAUUUAUGAAGAUGGGAAUGGCAGGCUAAUGAAACCGCAGGCUCCUUAUGUUUUGACUCAUGAGUCUAACAUUAUUGGGUUAAAAUCCCACGAUUGUCAUGUCAUUAUGCAGCGAGUACUAGCGGUUGGUGUCCGUAAAUUUCUACCUCGUGACACUGCAACAACUAUUACUCAGCUGUCUUUUUUUGACAUAAUGAUACAUUUGGUAUUGCAUUUGCCUAAAGAAGCGAUAUUGGGUGGCCCGGUCUUUAUGAGAUGGAUGUAUCCUUUUGAAAGGUACAUGAAAAAAUUGAAGAAUUAUGUGGGAAACAAGGCACGUCCUGAAGGGUCAAUUGCAGAAGGUUAUGUUGCUGAUGAGGCAGUAACCUUUUGUUCAAUAUACUUUAAAGGGUACAUGAAAAAAUUGAAGAAUUAUGUGGGAAACAAGGCACGUCCUGAAGGGUCAAUUGCAGAAGGUUAUGUUGCUGAUGAGGCAGUAACCUUUUGUUCAAUCGGAAUUAUCAAGCCUCUUGAUCAUAUCGGUCGUGAAAAAGCUGAGUGGUACAUUCUUCAAAAUUCUCCUGAAAUCCAAGCUUACUUAGAUGAACAUUUGGCCAAGAUCAGGCAUGAAUAUCCUAAUGGUAAUCACGAUGUCUUGCAUAGGCAAACUUUCCGUCCGUGGUUUCAUAAGAAGAUAUAUGAGUUGCAGAAGCUUGGAACUUUACAAAAUGGUGAUGAGUUACUUGCUCUAGCUUCUGGGUCCGAUUACUUAGCAACAUUUUACGAAGGUUGUGUAGUGAAUGGUGUUCGGUUUAUUGCGUCGAAGCGAGACCAAAAGCGGAAGACACAAAAUAGUGGUGUAUUCUUAUUCUUUGGGCCCGAAGGGUUUAAUUACUACGGCACACUUGAAGAUGUAAUCACUAUAUCUUAUACUGGUGCAUAUACAGUGACAUUGUUUGAAUGUAAAUGGUAUAACACUAAUCCAUUAAGAAAGAAGACAAUCACUGAAAAUAAUAUAACCAGUAUAAAUACUCGUGGAUAUUGGUAUCAAGAUGAACCGUACAUCCUUGCUAACCAGGACAUUAAUGACAAUGAAGAUGAGACUGAUGUUGAUGUUGUUAGUGAUUCUAACUCUUCCAAUUUUGUGUUGACAGUUGAUCUUGGAGAGUUGAUUAUGCAAUCGAAUGAACCUCCAGUAAUUGUUGAAUCGUCCGAUCAGUUAGUGGAUUCUGAGAUAGAGAAUAAUGAACUUGAUGAAAAUUAUGUGGCUGAAGAAGUAGAUGAUUUACUAGUUGAACAUGUGGAGGAUGAAAAUGUAAACUUGGUGAAUGAUGGAAAUGAUAGUGAUUCGUCAGUGUAA
Molecule: messenger RNA, 2994 nt
Organism: Cannabis sativa
Lineage: Eukaryota; Viridiplantae; Streptophyta; Magnoliopsida; Rosales; Cannabaceae
Exons: 8
Coding region: 1-2994 (997 amino acids)
Source: RefSeq, a predicted model, not a curated record